AUGUCGUCGCUGGCGAGCGGUGUGGCUCCUGCGUCCGAGUCGUCGGGUAUGCGCCAGCGCCAUGCACCACAAGGUGGAAAAGUGAUUGAUAGGACUACGAAAGCGAUCCAGCGCGAGCCCGAACCAAAAUCGCAGGCAUUCUACGCGCCGUUGGUUGACACGGUGUGGCGGGUCUAUGUGAUGGCGUCAGGCAUCCUUGGCACGAGUGUACAGGAACCCGUGGAAAUUCUGAUCAUGUUGUCUGUCUAUGCCAUCGUUCUGAGCGGUGUGUGUCUCGCUUUGUACCACUUCCCCAACUAUGUCCAAAAUGCGUCUCGCCGUGUGCAUUACUAUCUCACCGGCGAGCAACCUGUACAAUAG
Molecule: messenger RNA, 360 nt
Organism: Malassezia restricta
Lineage: Eukaryota; Fungi; Basidiomycota; Malasseziomycetes; Malasseziales; Malasseziaceae
Exons: 2
Coding region: 1-360 (119 amino acids)
Source: RefSeq, a predicted model, not a curated record